Molecule: messenger RNA, 1556 nt
Organism: Hevea brasiliensis (rubber tree)
Lineage: Eukaryota; Viridiplantae; Streptophyta; Magnoliopsida; Malpighiales; Euphorbiaceae
Product: basic leucine zipper 19
Exons: 3
Coding region: 351-1169 (272 amino acids)
Biological process (GO): DNA-templated transcription; regulation of transcription by RNA polymerase II
Molecular function (GO): DNA-binding transcription factor activity, RNA polymerase II-specific; RNA polymerase II cis-regulatory region sequence-specific DNA binding
Source: RefSeq, a predicted model, not a curated record
CUCUUCUUUUAGGGUUCCUUUUCAAAAUAUAUGUAUUCUUUUUCCCUGUUUUUAUUCUUUUAGCAUAGCAGCCUUUUUUUUUUUUUCUAGGGUUUGGAUUGUUAAUUCUAUGAUGAUUUAUCUUUCGUGGGUUGUUUCUCGAUUCUGUUCUUUCUUUCCGCUUCCUACAUACCCUUAAUUUCAUCGAGCUAUUCUCUUAAUUCCCAGAUUUUAAUUUACUUUUUCACUCUUAUAAGCACUGAACUUACACUUUCCAAUCUCAGUAUAGUUUAGAAACCUUGAAUUUGACCCAAAUAAUCAUCACAUCAAAAUCCCCAAUUUUAGUUCUGCCUUUCUUCAUUUGAGCUUAAAUGGAUGAUGGGGAGCUAGAUGUCUUGAACCAAGAAGUAUUUUCGGCUACCAACAUGGGUGAGAUUCCGAGCAAUUGCUCAAUGGACAGUUUCUUCGAUGAACUACUCAAGGAUACUCAUGCCUGUACUCACACACACACUUGCAACCCUCCUGGUCCUGAUUAUUCCCAUACACAUACCUGCUUUCAUGUACACACCAAAAUUGUGUCUGCACCUUCGGAUGAUAAGACUGGGACUGAUGAUACUGCUGAGUCCACUGAGAAAAAGUCAAAGAAACGCCCAUUAGGCAAUAGGGAGGCAGUCCGCAAGUAUAGGGAGAAGAAGAAGGCAAGGGCCGCAUCUUUGGAGGAUGAAGUUGUGAAAUUGAGGGCUUUGAAUCAGCAUUUGCUGAAGAGGCUUCAGGGACAAGCGGCAUUGGAGGCUGAGGUUGCGAGGCUCAAAUGUUUGCUUGUGGAUAUACGGGGAAGGAUUGAAGGGGAGAUUGGAUCUUUUCCAUAUCAGAAAUCAGCUAAUGACUUGAACUUGGCCAAUCCAAAUUUACCUGGUGCUUAUGUAAUGAAUCCAUGUAAUGUGCAGUGUAAUGGUCAGGCUUAUUGUUUACAUCCAGGGGCAGAUGGCAAGAGUGGGGAAGGUAUGGCCUUAAAUGGCCAAGGGCUUAAUGGUUGUGAGUUUGAUAAUCUUCAGUGUCUGGCAAAUCAAAACUCAGGAAUGAAGGAGCUUGUUGGCUGUGGACUUGGGAACCUAGUGACAAGUGCUGAUGGCAAUUCUUCUAGCUCAAGUAAGAGGAAAGGAGGGGCUCGUGCAGCAACAGGACGUUGAAGAGCUGUUCAUAUUGUGUUCUUUUUCAUGAGGGUACAAUAAGUGCUUCUGUUGGGCUUCUGAAUCUGCUUCCUCAGGUUGCUUUUUUGGGUGUAGUUAGUUUAUUUUUUUUUCCCCUCUUUUCUUUUUCCUCUUUUUUUUUUUUUUUUUUAAUUUUUUCAAACUCAGGUAUCCCAUGCUUAGAUACUGUGGGGAUGAUCCCUGCUAAGCUAAGCUUUAGCUUUAGCUAGUGGGUUGGUUAAUUCGUGGUCCUUUGUUUGAAAAAUGCUUUGUAAAGGGGAAACUUAAUGGAUCUAUAGCUAGUAGAAUUUAUGGGCAGAUACAAACAUUAUGGUUUUCUAAGAAGCUCAACAUUACAAAGCUAUAAUUCGCACUUUAUUCUCGUCA